Jatropha curcas is the source of this 690-nucleotide messenger RNA. The record is from RefSeq and is a predicted model, not a curated record. NCBI's taxonomy places the organism in Eukaryota, Viridiplantae, Streptophyta, Magnoliopsida, Malpighiales, Euphorbiaceae.
AUGGAACUUGACACAGGAUGCGAUUACUGUGGUGCUACCGAAACGUUAGCUCAUGCUCUUGUUGAGUGUCCAAAAGCAAGACUUUGUUGGCAGUUUUUUGGUGUUCAACCUAAUAUUGGCAACUUUCCAAAUUUCUUACAGAUGCUCGAACAUUUAAACAAGGCGUGGGAGAGCGCAUUUUUUGACAGUUUUAUUAUGGGCUUGUGGAGUGUUUGGCUGAGCCGUAAUGAGCUAAAAUGGAACCAUGUGGAAGAAGGACCUUAUCAUGUGGUUACUCGAGCCAGAAGUGUGCUUGCAUCUUGGAAGAAAGCCCAGCUGAAGUUGUCAGGUUCGGAUACAGGCAUAGGUGCUUCUGCAGGUAGUCAAUGGCUUCCGCCACCUACUGGCACUUUUAAAAUAAACUUUGAUGUUACUCUUCUCCCCUCUGUUGGCCAUGGAGCUAUCGGUGCUGUAAUCUCAAACUGCCAUGGCGGGUUCGUAUCAGCAGCAAUGUCUUCUCUGCAUGGUUGUUCUUCCCCAGCAGUAGCAGAAGCUCAAGCGUUAAGAAAGAGGGUGGAGAACCUUCCAGCGAAGAGAAAGGCAAAGCAAUGGCUUAAAGAGUUUGAUUUAAGCUUGUUAAACCUUGUGUUUAAGGUUUCAAAUUCAUGGUCAAACGAGAGUAAAAUUGGUGGUGAUCUUACUGGAGGGUAA